UGUUCGCCAUGUUGCCACACCAAAUUGGGCGGGCCAUACUCCGUCGAAAGCAGGUCCUUUGGCGGCAUCUUUUUAUGGAUUGGACUUCAAAUCGUAUCUUACACUUCGGGAUUCAAACCCGUGCUACUUGGAUUACAAAUCUCAGUGACUACCAUAAAUAAUUGUAGGAGAAUCCUUUCGCAAGGCAAAGAUAUAUCCUCACGAUUUGCUUUUUUGAAAAUAAAUUACGUCCUUACAUAAAUCAAAGUUUAUGUUACUCUUUUCAUAAUAUUUUCAAAUUACUUCAAUUACUUCAAUGAAAAUAUAAGUACAUUCAACUUUUUUUUUCAUUUUCGUUAUAUUUCUGAAAUUGAUAUUGUCAUCAGCUACAAAAAGUACAACCAGACAGUGGUAUAUAGAUUUCUUACAACAAAUAUUUUCAGUAGCCUAAUCAGAUUUCAAUGAAUGUACUGUAGUUCUAGGCAACCGGUCAUCCUUGUGCAAAGCCAUGAUCCUUGUGGCCCUGUUGGUUAUCACAUCAAAUCAAAACCAAAUCAGAUUUCAAUUUUAUUGUUAUAAGAAAAAUGCAAAAAAAGGUUACAUAUUUCUUAUAAUUUGAUGAUUUGGAUAAAUUUCAACUAACUGUUGGAUGCUCGGAAACUGUUAAAAAUUGUCAUUUUCAGUUUUCUUAUGAUGAAAAUGUCAAAAAAUACCUGAAUAUGAGAAAACUUUAAUUGUUAAGUGUAUUUUGUAGUCUUAAAAAAGUCAUUUAAAUUUUUUUUGAUGAUUUGAUUUCCAUAGUUGACUAGCAAGUUUAUGUCUGGAGGUUUAAAAAAAACAUUUUUUGCUUUUUGGGUGUUAUUCAAACCGCAUUGAGUCAGGGGUAUUAAAAAACACCCAAAAAGCAAAAACUGAAAAUUUGGUUUAUUAUGUAGACCUUUUCAAAAAACACUCCAGAUGUGAGCUUCAAAUUUGGUCCGCGAUUCAAAAACUUUGGGCACCCCUGGAAUAGUGUGUAAAGUAGUAAUUUAAUUUUUUAUCAUUAAAAACCAUGCCCGAGAGCAUGUUUACAGCUCCCAUACAAAUCGAGCAACAUGGAGUUAAACUUUCUGUGAAGUUUGCCAUGGCACGCAAGCGAAAAGUUAAACUGCUUGUUGCACACACACACUUAAUUUCUCGAUACCAACUGAGCGUACCUGUUGUCUUUCCAAAUUGCAAACGAUUCUAAAACUGUUCCUGCAAUAAUUAUUAACUUGUUCUUCUGAUUAAAUUUGUAUGAUCCUCAAACACAGCUGCAUUUUUUUCCCUCUCUUUGGUUUACAAGGCUAAGACCGCUGUUGCUUCAUCUCGCCGUAAAGCUGGCCCCUCCCUCGAAGUUCUAACGAAUAUCCGCACAAAUACUCCACCUCUGCGACGCAAUGGACCAACUCCGCGCCGCCAUCAACACGCUCCGCAGCCAGUUCGACCUGAAGAUGCCACGGUACCGCCGGCGAAACACCGACAUCGCCGCCUACCGGGACUUUAUCGCCCAGCGAGAUCCGUUGAUCAACAUACCGGAAAUGGCCAAAAGCAACGAGCUGGCCGACCGACACCGCCAGCACGGCAACCGUGCCUACGCAGCGAAACGGUUCGACGAAGCACUGCUGCAGUACAACCAGAGCAUCUGUUUUGCGGAACGCGGCUCGGAACAGUUGGGAAUGGGUUAUGCUAAUCGAUCUGCUGUUUACUAUGAACAAGGAGAGUACGAGUUUGCUUUGUACAAUAUUGACCUGGCCAGGAAGCACAACUAUCCGGAAGCUAUGAUGCCGAAACUAUUGGCACGGGAGGUCAACUGCAAGAAAAUGAUCGAUGAAGGUAAUUCGAAGGGAACUGUUCCAAUUCCGGUUGUGCAAAUGAACGUCGAAGUUAAUCCAACGAUUCCAUUCCUGGCCAAGGGAAUUACAAUGAAACAGUACGGAGAAAUGGGUCGAGGGCUAGUUGCUGAGAGAGACUUCACCACCGGAGACGUUAUCCUCGAUGAAAAGGUAGAUCUGUGUUUCGUUUCCUGUUUUCGAAACUACUUGAAUUGUGGCCACUGCGGAUCCGAGUUUUGUAGAAGCUUGAUUCCAUGCCUCGGCUGUGUGAUGUUUAUGUACUGUUCGGAGAAGUGUCGGGAACAGGAUCUACGGAUCACUCAUCGGUUCGAGUGCAGCGUGGCAUCAAAGCUGUUCAGUGUGACCGAUUUAACUGCGAUGAUGAUGGCACGGUUGUUCUUUUACGGUCUUACGGCCUUCGACGACAACGUUAACAAGAUGAUGAAGUACUGCCUGGCAAACGCCGGUACAGGUUCCAAUCCAUUCGAGCUGGAAUUCGCCAAUCUGAACCGUGUGGACAUCUUCAAGGUUCUGCAUCAGACCAAAGCUCGGUACGAUCCCACCAUUGAGCACGACUUGAAAGUGGACGCUGCCGCGUACCACUUGAUCUUCAUGAAGAGCCCUGCCGUCCAAGCUAUCUUCUGCACCGCAGCUCAACGUAACUUUAUGCUACGCUGCUUGUUGAUCCACGGCCGCGUAGCAUCAACGUUGGCUCUCAACCAAAAAUAUGAACCAAACGGAUUUACGGCAAAUUUUUCCCCCCUUGCCACGGUCUGCAAUCACUCUUGUGACCCGAACGCAACAACCAUUGUCGAUUCCGGAUCGAUAAAGCUAAUCGUUCUACGCCCCAUCGUGAAAGGUGAUCAGAUUUUGACCACGUACGGACCGGCCUGGUGGCGAGCUCAGUACUGCCACGACGUGAAUUUCGACUGUAAUUGUCCGUUUUGUGACGAGGGUUCCGAAGGGGAGAAGUGGCAAGCGGAGCAGGACCAAGCGCCGAUGAUGCCUCCCAAUCCGCCAAAGGACCUGUUUUCGACGGACGGGGACACGUCCAAUUUGGUGUACAAAUUGGGCCGAUUUCAGCGAAUUGUGAAAUUUCUGGCGCGCGAACACUUGGGCCAACUUUUCGGAGACAUGGCGAACGUGUAUCAUGACGCGUUGAUUGAAGUGGUCCGACAGGAGAACAGGAAGCGCGAUCGAGCCAAGGUGUGGAUUGGUGGCGCUGUCAACGCUGCGACUGAGGUUAAAUCUCCGAAAACCAUUUAAUUUUUGAUGAAAUAAAAUGCUCAAUUGCAAUUCAUUAUAAAAUUUGCGUAUUUAUUUAAAUUUUAAUCCAAAAAAUCAACAGCGUGUUGUAACAACUUGGAUCUCUUCCGGAAAAGAUCCUGCAGCAAUUUUGUAUGGUUUUGCGGGGAGAGUCGGAGAAAUUUAAACAAAUCUCUUCGUGCACCAGCCAAUGGAGUACCCGACAGUUUACAGUUCAAUGUAAAGGCUGCGUCAUCAAGAUUCAGUCCAGAUUCGAUCAUCUAAAACCGCGAUUAAGGAGGCACAGGAAGGUUUCUUUCUUAUCAAUAAUUGGUCAUGUUGCAGUUUCCACACCACAGAAAACUGUUGCGUUUCCCCUCAAAUUAGGUAAAUACUUGACAUUCCCGUCCAUAUUUGGCGAGUCAAAUCGACCCGAGAAUUGGGCAUAGGGGCUUCUUCGCAUACACUUGUGCGACUCGCGUUUCUUGAACUGUUCAACCCAUAUAACACUUUUUUUGGGUUCUAGUUCCUGAACCUCGAGACCUGAAUUCAAAAAUUCGUAUGAAAAAGUGAGAUAAUGAACUCAGUCAAUCAUGAUUUUUAUUUUAAGGGUGCAUGGGAUUUUUCAGUUCAACUAUGAUUAAUAGAGUAAAUUUUCAAAACUACCUAUGAGUCAUGGGUUUCCUAUGCAGAUAGGACCUUUAGAAAAUUUAUUCAAAAAUAAUCUACACAAAAGUGUGUAAUGCAACUUGAAACAGUUUCUUUUUAAAAAGUGUAGUCCUACGUUAAAUUGCCACCAUUUUUG
Molecule: messenger RNA, 3882 nt
Organism: Culex pipiens pallens (northern house mosquito)
Lineage: Eukaryota; Metazoa; Arthropoda; Insecta; Diptera; Culicidae
Product: SET and MYND domain-containing protein 4-like
Exons: 2
Coding region: 1398-3098 (566 amino acids)
Molecular function (GO): protein binding
Source: RefSeq, a predicted model, not a curated record